Messenger RNA from Prosopis cineraria, 914 nucleotides. RefSeq names its product casparian strip membrane protein 1-like. The record is from RefSeq and is a predicted model, not a curated record. The transcript is spliced from 3 exons. The coding region runs from base 113 to 685 and encodes 190 amino acids. Lineage: Eukaryota; Viridiplantae; Streptophyta; Magnoliopsida; Fabales; Fabaceae.
UCGUACAGAAACAUCGAUCAGACAUCAGAGAUUUACAUAUCACCUCGUGAUCAUCAUACAGCUACGCCAAAAAGGGUGGGUGAAAUUUGACAGAGAAAGAGAGAGAGAGAGAAUGAAGGGAAGCACAAGCACAGUUCAAGCUGGGGAAGUUUCAAAGGGAAAAGCAUCAACAAAAAUGAUGAAUCGAGGGCUGUCAGUGAUGGACUUGAUUCUCAGAAUCGCUGCAAUCACUGCAACAUUUGGUAGUGCCGUGGCUAUGGCUACUUCUCACCAGAGGCUUCCCUUUGUCACUCAGUUCCUUCACUUCAGGGCCAAGUUUAACGAUCUUCCCACCUUCGUGUUUUUUGUUCUUGGAAACUCUAUUGUGUGUGGCUAUCUUGUUCUUUCUAUUGUCUUCUCUAUCUUCCACAUAGCCAGACCCACUGCUGUUAAGAGCAGGAUUCUCUUGCUCUUCCUCGACGCGGUGGCCAUGGGGUUUCUAACGUCAGCAGCCGCAGCUGCGGCGGCGAUCGUGGAGACGGCACACCACGGAAAUCCGAGCACGAAUUGGUUCCCAAUCUGCCAACAAUACAACAGCUUCUGCCAGCGCAUUUCUGGGACGCUUAUCGGCUCUUUCAUUGCUGUGAUUGUAUUGAUCAUUCUCAUCCUCAUUUCUGCUGUUUCCAUCUCCCGAAUUCAUGCCUGAAACUUUGACGACGUCGACGACGACGAGGAGAACUGUGUGAUAAUUUGUUAACUAAUUUCCAUCGUGUGUGUGCUUUGGUUGGACUUUGAGGCUCCAAUAUAUUGUUUAUUAUAUGGGUUUUCUGCUUUUUCAUUUCAUAGAAAACACUAUCAUUGGGAUUGUUUGCAUAUGGCUGAAGUGUAUUUUUAUUCCUCUAAUUUUAUACGAGUUUUUAUUUUGAUUCCUUAAA